CUCGGUCAUCUAAAGAAGCGUAUCAUGUAUUCAUAAUCAAACUUCUAAUCAGAUCUGCUAGUCUUAACUCUCUUUCCAAGAAAGAAGCGUUCUCAUAAGAAGAAGAUGUCGGAAAUCACAAAGCCUACAAUUCGAGUUGGUUCGCGUAAAAGCCAGCUUGCACUUAUUCAAAGCAAACAUGUGCUCGAGCUUCUCACGCAGCGCUAUGAGGACAAAAACUUUCAUCUGGAAACGAUGACGACCAUUGGGGACGAAGUUCUUGACAGAGCUUUGUCGCAAAUUGGAGAAAAGAGUUUGUUCACUCGUGAAUUGGAGGUAGCCCUCGAACAUAAUAAAGUGGAUUUAGUGGUGCAUUCGCUUAAAGACAUGCCAACAUCGCUUCCCCUAGGGAUGGUGAUCGGUGCCAUUUUAGAGCGAGAAGAUCCUAGAGACGCGGUCAUCAUGUCUCCUAAGUUUUUUGAAUGUACGUUAGCAACGUUACCAACUGGUAGCGUCGUAGGAACAAGUUCAUUACGCCGGGCAGCACAAUUAAAACGCCAUUUCCCCCAUCUUGUAAUUCAAGGCAUAAGAGGCAAUUUAAAUACUCGGUUACGCAAACUCGAUGAAGAGGGAACAUAUGCGGCUCUUAUAUUAGCGACUGCUGGAGUGAAGCGGAUGAACUGGGAAUCACGGAUCUCUGAAUACCUCAACACAGACGUAAGUAUGUAUGCCAUCGGCCAAGGCGCACUUGGAAUUGAAUGUCGCCAAGACGAUAUGGCAACUCGACAACUUUUAGCACCAUUCAGCCAUGCUGAAACGCUACUAUGUUGUGUCGCAGAACGCGCUUUUCUUAGAACGCUUGAGGGGGGCUGUUCAGCGCCAGUUGCGGUGGAAUCUCGAUUCUUGGACGAUGUUCUCUACCUAAAAGGUGGUGUGUGGAGCUUGGACGGAAAACGAAGCAUCACCCAGUCUUUGGAUGUUAAACUUACUGAUAUUGACGAUGUUCCGCCAGCUCAAUCCUAUACUGCUGUUGUAAGUUCUCACCUCAGCAAUUCCAGGUUGGCCCUAGCUGAAUGGUUGGGUGUCUCAUUGGCCGGUAAAAUUGUGGCAUUAGGGGGAGGAAUUAUCCUUGAUGAAGCCAAAAAGGAAACGGAGCAGCGCAAUUUGGUUGCUGCUAACGUGCGCCCGUCUAAAUAGAUACAGAGUUUUCUUAUCCUUAGUCAAAGUUACGUAGUUAUAAUGAGUAAAAUUAUGGGUGAGCCUUGUAAUACAGAAUUUUUC
Daphnia carinata is the source of this 1260-nucleotide messenger RNA. RefSeq names its product porphobilinogen deaminase-like. Bases 106 to 1176 code for a protein of 356 amino acids. Gene Ontology annotation, biological process: heme biosynthetic process. The record is from RefSeq and is a predicted model, not a curated record. The transcript has 8 exons. Gene Ontology annotation, cellular component: cytoplasm. NCBI's taxonomy places the organism in Eukaryota, Metazoa, Arthropoda, Branchiopoda, Diplostraca, Daphniidae. Gene Ontology annotation, molecular function: hydroxymethylbilane synthase activity.